Messenger RNA from Cyprinus carpio (common carp), 1094 nucleotides. RefSeq names its product UDP-glucose 4-epimerase-like. The record is from RefSeq and is a predicted model, not a curated record. Gene Ontology annotation, molecular function: UDP-glucose 4-epimerase activity. Gene Ontology annotation, cellular component: cytosol. Gene Ontology annotation, biological process: beta-D-galactose catabolic process via UDP-galactose, Leloir pathway. NCBI's taxonomy places the organism in Eukaryota, Metazoa, Chordata, Actinopteri, Cypriniformes, Cyprinidae.
GCCCUCAACAUGCCUCAGAAGAUCUUGGUGACAGGAGGAGGUGGAUACAUUGGCAGCCACUGUGUUGUGGAGCUCAUAGAGGCUGGUUAUCACCCCGUGGUCAUCGAUAACUUCAGUAAUGCUGUCAGAGGAGAGGGUGAUGUUCCAGAAAGCUUGCGGAGAAUAGAGAAGUUUCUGAAUACUCAGAUUGAGUUCCAUGAGCUGGACCUUCUAGAUAAACCUGGGCUGGAGAAAAUAUUCAAAAAGCACUCCUUCUAUGCAGUGAUGCACUUCGCAGGACUGAAAGCUGUGGGUGAAUCAGUAGAACAGCCUUUACGAUACUACAGAGUCAAUCUCACAGGAACCAUCAAUCUGCUGGAGGUGAUGCAGUCUCAUGGAGUGCGUAAUUUGGUAUUCAGCAGUUCCGCCACCGUCUAUGGAGACCCCCAGAAACUCCCCAUUGAUGAGCAGCAUCCAGUGGGUGGCUGCACAAACCCAUAUGGCAAGACCAAGUACUUUAUAGAGGAAAUGAUCAGGGACCAAUGCACAGCAGAGAAGGAUUGGAAUGCUGUGCUGCUCAGGUACUUCAAUCCAAUUGGUGCUCACAUCUCAGGACAGAUUGGUGAAGAUCCACAGGGAAUCCCAAACAACCUUCUGCCUUAUGUUGCCCAGGUAGCUAUUGGCAGACGAAAACAUCUGAAUGUGUUUGGAAAUGACUACAGUACACCUGAUGGAACAGGUGUGAGAGACUACAUCCAUGUUGUUGACUUGGCAAAGGGGCACAUUGCUGCCGUCAGGAAACUGAAAGACAACUGUGGGUGUAAAGUUUAUAACCUGGGCACAGGUACAGGUUACUCAGUGCUGCAGAUGGUGAAUGCCAUGGAAAAAGCUUCAGGUCAAAAGAUUGCCUAUCAGAUCGCUCCUCGACGCAGCGGUGAUGUGGCCUCAUGCUAUGCAGAUCCAACUCUGGCGGAGAAAGAGCUGGCCUGGAAGGCUGAAUACGGCUUGGAGAGGAUGUGUGAAGAUCUAUGGCGCUGGCAAUCCCAGAAUCCCACAGGAUUCAGUAACGGAACACAGCCUUGAAACUGGAUGACUGCAGAAUGUUUCUUACGGGG